Molecule: messenger RNA, 1125 nt
Organism: Yarrowia lipolytica CLIB122
Lineage: Eukaryota; Fungi; Ascomycota; Dipodascomycetes; Dipodascales
Biological process (GO): cellular response to nitrosative stress; nitric oxide catabolic process
Cellular component (GO): intracellular anatomical structure
Molecular function (GO): FAD binding; oxygen binding; nitric oxide dioxygenase [NAD(P)H] activity
Source: RefSeq, a predicted model, not a curated record
AUGCUCACCGACGCCCAGAUCAAAAUCAUCAAGGACUCUGCCCCCUUCCUGGCAGAAAAUGGCACUGACUUUGCUGCCAAGAUGUACAAGUACAUGUUCGCCACCUACCCCGAGGUGAUCCGAUUCUUCAACCAGAGCGACCAGAAGAACCUGGCCCAGCCCAAGAUUCUGGCCCACGCUCUGGUUGCCUACGCCUCCAACAUUGACAACCUUGGCGUGCUGUCCGACUUUGUCGAGCAGAUUGUCGUCAAGCACGUUGGCCUGCAGAUCCAGCCCGAGCAGUACCCCAUUGUGGCCGCUUCCAUCAUCCACACCCUCAAGGAGAUGCUCGGCGAGGCUGCCACCCCCGAGUUCAUCGAGGCCUGGACCGUGGCUUACACCCAGCUGGCCAACAUUCUCAUCGACGCCGAGAAGAAGCUGUACGAGAAGCAGGCUUCUCUGGCCGGCGGCUGGGAGGGCUUCCGAGACUUUGUCGUGACCAAGGUCGAGGACGAGUCUUCCAACGUCAAGUCCGUCUACUUCAAGUCUGCCGACGGCAAGCCCGUUUCCACUCCCAUCCCCGGCCAGUACGUGACUUUCCUCUUCACCUUCAACGGCCAGGAGACCAUGCGAUCCUAUACCGUUUCCCAGAAGGUGACUGGAGACGAGUACCGAAUCUCCGUGCGAAAGGUCAAGGGCGGCCUCGUUUCCACUUACAUCCACACCGAGGUCAAGCCCGGCACUCAGCUCAAGGUUGCUCCUCCUACCGGCCGAUUCACCUACACCGACGAUGGCAAGAAGAUUCUCUUUGUGGCCGGCGGCAUUGGCAUCACUCCUCUCAUCUCCAUCAUUGAGGAGACCAAGGGUAAGGAGGGCAACGCGCUCAUCUACUGUGACCGAUCGCCCGAGACCCAGCCUUUCGGCAAGUGGCUGCAGGACGCUGGCGUCAAGACCACCAACGUUUACUCCGAGACCGCCGACAAGCGACACAUCAGCAAGGACGACUUUGCCGGUGUUGAUCUCAGCAACGUCAACGUCUACCUUCUGGGCCCUCCCCCCUUCAUGACCACUGUGCGAAAGCUGCUGAGCGAGCUUGGUUUCUCCGGCGAGAUCAAGACCGAGUUUUUCGGCCCUGUCGAGGUUUAA